UCUAAACUGUUACUCAAAAAUUUGCUUGGACGUGCAGAUGACUUUAGCCAAUGGGGAUGCGUCAGUGAAUCUUCACAAUGUGAUUGGUGCCUCAGAGGCCGACGGGACAUCCUGAACAGAUUUAAAAAGACACAACUGUUGCCUCUGGAGGACAGACACUGAGACGGUGAAGGACAGCGAUGGCUCGUCUCACAACUCUUCUCUUUGCCAUGUGGCUUGGUGUGACAGUGAGCACAGAGGUUGAUCUGGAGAAGAGAAUCUACGGAGGUAAAACCUGUGGACCAAAGGAGCGUCUGUACCAUGUCAAGCUGUUAGACACUGUUGGAAAUUUUUUCAUUUGUGGCGGCUCUUUGAUUAGUGACCAAUGGAUUCUGACUGCAGCUCACUGCUAUGAGCCAGGACGGAAGUUCACCGCACAUAUAGGCGUGCAUCCUGGUCCUCCUACAAUAGUGGACAUCACAGAGAAACGUAAAAGAUUCAAGCGGUUCUUUUUCUUCAAACACGACCUCAUGUUACUGAAGCUGCCUGAUCCAGUUGUAGGUAUCGAUCCUGUACAAGGUCCCGACUGUCAACAUCGUCCCAACAUAGGUGCUUUGGUUCAGGUUGCAGGUCACGCUGCCACUACAGCUGGCCCAAAUAAUGAAAAACUACGUGGUUCUUCACCAACUCUGCAAUGUGCUGAUAUGAACAUCGUCAACUGUCAAGCGUCCUUACUGCAACUUGAGCACAGGAUCUGUUACAGAGCACCUGGGGUGGAUACAUGUAAGGGUGACUCUGGUGGAGGAGUGGUGUACAAGGACAGGAUUUAUGGUGUCCAUGUAAUGUCUGGUGCUACUUAUGUCUGUUCUGCAUCAGCUCAAGCAAUGGACCUCUGUUAUAAGCCAUACUUGAAGUGGAUCAAUAAGACUAUAAACCCAUCAGGUGCAAAUGCAGCUUUUGGUUCAUGGUGAAAUGUUCAGUUAUUUAACAGAAAUUUCACAUCUAAAUUUACAGUUGAUGUCAUUGUUCAUUAAAUCUUUAACCACCAUUUGUUAAUUUGUUAAAUAUUUUGUAUACAUUUGUAUAGGAAAUACAAUUUGUCAAAAUAACCAAUUGUGCAUUUUCCCAUAUGUAAAUUCUAAAGAUGGCUUCUGUUAUCAUACAGUCAUUGUAUUGGAAACAAAACUGUAACUGUAGACAUUAUACAAGUCUGUUCUUCUUUUAUAAAUACUAAAAAGAAAAUUAUAAAUUUGACUUUCUUUUCCCAAUGUUCUGUCAACUGAAAUAAAAUGAGUAUCAAUGCA
Pleuronectes platessa (European plaice) is the source of this 1283-nucleotide messenger RNA. Its product is annotated as anionic trypsin. Gene Ontology annotation, molecular function: serine-type endopeptidase activity. Bases 180 to 950 code for a protein of 256 amino acids. Lineage: Eukaryota; Metazoa; Chordata; Actinopteri; Pleuronectiformes; Pleuronectidae. The record is from RefSeq and is a predicted model, not a curated record. The transcript is spliced from 6 exons. Gene Ontology annotation, biological process: proteolysis.